AUGCCGAUUGGUUGGCGCGCAGAGGCGCAGAGUGGCGAACUUGAUGUUGUCAAAACUGCGCCAUAUCCUUUCGAGGAUAUUUUUAAGGAAGCAAUUAAGGGAGAGUGGUUUGAGGAUGCCGCCUUAUCGGACGCCUUCAUCGACAGCCACGCGUUCUACGUUAACUUGGACGUAAACUUCAUUCUGGACAACUUCAAGGCUGAUGUUGCCUUCCUGAGACGUGUAUGGGCAUACCCCGGUCGUCCUACCUUUUUGCUGCCUGUGCACCAACGCUUCUUGAAACUCGCAGAAUCGGAAGCCUUCCUGCCAUCCAUUGUAACCACGAUUAAGAAGCUAAAGAGCGGAUACAUUAACGGAACUAGAGUCGUUCUUGGCAAGUUGAAGCAAUUUGAGAGCACUUCAUGUAUUCGGAAAAUCACCUUCAUCAAAUCUGCCGACACCCUUAUUCGACGUCAGUCCUCAAUACGCUCCGCCUCCCGUCGCCGUCGACUGACUGUU
Molecule: messenger RNA, 498 nt
Organism: Dibothriocephalus latus
Lineage: Eukaryota; Metazoa; Platyhelminthes; Cestoda; Diphyllobothriidea; Diphyllobothriidae
Source: the annotation of a GenBank genome assembly